Messenger RNA from Eucalyptus grandis, 1126 nucleotides. RefSeq names its product ribosome-recycling factor. Gene Ontology annotation, biological process: translation. Gene Ontology annotation, cellular component: mitochondrion. NCBI's taxonomy places the organism in Eukaryota, Viridiplantae, Streptophyta, Magnoliopsida, Myrtales, Myrtaceae. Gene Ontology annotation, molecular function: ribosomal large subunit binding. The record is from RefSeq and is a predicted model, not a curated record.
CUUGGCGUAGGAUUCGAACCUCCGUCGCGGACGACACAAUCGUCCCCUCCGCGAAGACGACGAUGGAGCAGGGGUUUAGCCAUUUCUGCUAGAACCCUAAAGCCAGUUCCUGCAACCCGCCUUCGGACAGAGCCAUGGCCACGUCCUUGCUGCUGCGACGCGCCGUUUCAUGUCGAAGCGUCCUCCUCCGCCGGUGCAUCGACCUCCAGAGCCGCGAUUUCUCUGCCGCCGUCGCUCGCCCCGGCGGCGUCUCGUCCGAUCCCGCUCGCCGGAUCGGACCUCCGUCCCUCGCCCCCGCCGAAUUCAUCAUUGAACGCCAGGGAUUCGCCAAAGGCAAAAAAUCAAAGGAUGAUUCGGCUGCCGGUUCGGUCGACGUCGCGACGGACAUCGGGCCCAGCGUCAAGGAAGCUGCCAAGUCCCAAAUGGAUGCCGCCGUGGUGGCGUUGUCGCGCGAAUUGGCGAAACUUAGGACUGGGAGGGCCUCCGCAGGGAUGCUCGAUCACAUUAUAGUGGAGACCGGUGGCGUGAAGAUGCCUCUGAAUAGGUUAGCCGUCGUGUCGGUGAUUGAUCCGAAGACGCUGUCGGUCAAUCCUUAUGAUCCGAAUACAGUGAAGGAAUUAGAGAAAGCUAUUGUUUCUUCUCCUUUAGGAUUAAAUCCUCAGGUGGAUGGUCAGCGUCUGAUUGCCAAUAUUCCUCCGUUGACAAAAGAGCAUAUGCAGGCAAUGAAUAAGGUGGUUGCCAAGUCCUGUGAAGAUGUUAAACAGAGUAUAAGAAGGGCUCGCCAAAAGGCAUUGGAUACAAUAAAGAAAGCCGGUUCCAGUUUCCCCAAGGACAAUGCGAAAAAAUUGGAGAAAGAGGUAGAUGAGUUGACUAAAAAAUUCGUUAAAUCAGCCGAGGAGAUUUGUAAAGCAAAGGAAAAGGAGAUCAUUUCUGGCUAAACUGUUGUCGUUAGCAAUUUGUAAUGAAAUCGAGAUCUCGUCUGAAGAGUAGUCAUCUAGGCACCGAAAAUUUCGUAAAAUUUGUUCCUCUGAUCGAUUGGGAAUUUUUGUUGUUGUCAUAUUUAAACUUACGGACGGAACCGACCGUUUAUAUAUAUGGUUGGGCGGAUCUGUGUGGCUUGAUGACA